Molecule: messenger RNA, 638 nt
Organism: Hyalella azteca
Lineage: Eukaryota; Metazoa; Arthropoda; Malacostraca; Amphipoda; Hyalellidae
Source: RefSeq, a predicted model, not a curated record
UUAUUAAUGAAAAUUGGAAUCAGUUUCAAAAGGAGUACAAAUUUUAUGACUUGCGCCCCCUGAUAAACUACCGCACCUGCAUUUUGGAAGGCAGUCCUGACUCAUUUUCAAUAAAUCAGGUCUUCUUCACCUCAGUACCUCAACAAAAAAAGUUUCUAAACUACAUAAGAAAAGGAUUAAACCGAAGUUUGUUUCAGUUGCCUAUGGACCAUGGACAGAAGAAGAGAUGUUGCGUCUCAUCAAAGGAGUGGUGUACACCUGGAACAAAGCGCCUACUCAAAACCACUCCUGUUCCAUCAGUGGCAUUAACUGGAUGAAAGUAUUCCUUUUUGUUAGAACACGCACGAACAAAGCCUGCUGCGCUGCAUAUAUCAACUUUGUGAAGCAUGCUUUGCAUUUGCAUCACUACAAGCUGAAGCAUCCAGAUGCUGAGGAUCUCCCAAAGUGGACAUCUAAUCAUGAACUUAUGCUGAUUAAAGAGAUGAUCAGAUCCCCUGCCAAUACGCUGGCGGUGAUGGACUUCAGGUCAAUGAUGGCCCUACCGGAGUUUGAAGGCUUCAGUGACAGCUACCUGCGGCGCAUGGCGCGUGAUGCUAUUGCUGCCUGGGUGCCUCUGCCGCAGCGGCGCAACCUCGACG